AUGGCAACCCCCAAACAAAUGGAGAGAAGAAAUAAAAGUAAACGUUUAAUGUCGCUACCCGAGGGUGAUCGUCGGGGCACGUCUGGAGCUGACGCUGGAUGUGACAGUAUACGGACCGUCAGUGGCUUCUCGUUGAACAGGCGGGCGAGAGCCGGGGAACCCGAAAGGACCACAGCCGACCAUAACCGAGACACCGAUGUAACUUUGCAGAGCGGGGACCUUCCCACUAGCUCUGCCGGUUCAUUGGUAGAGACCAUGACAAGUUCAGUAGACACUAAUGAUUCGAGAAGGAAGUGGUCAACAGAAGAGAUACACGAAUUAAUGUUUUGUUACUACAAGGCUAAGGCAGAAGGAGUAGGUUUUAUGAAGCGUUUAGAAAUGUAUUUUAAAGAAAGAAAUCCAAAUAAUCCUAAGAUACAUAAAUUCACAGGCAACACACUAUCCAACCAAGCCCGAAGCAUAAUCAACCGAAAAUGGGUUUCAACACAGCUAUUACAAGAAAUUAAAAUGAGAGCAGAACAAUCUAAUAGGGAAACAAACAGUAAUUUACCUGACAACAAUACAAUUUUAGUUAUACCAUCACCUUUAGUGAACAAUACACAACCUACACUGACGACUGUACUGGAACACACACCCACAGACAACGUCAAUGUUUCACCUUACACACAGGCUAACCAACUACUAGACGAUGAGAUUACAGAUAUACGUACAGAUCAGUACACUUUAGAUAAAAUAGGGACUUUUAAUAUAGAUAUGCAUACACAGCAAACACAAAGCUUAGAUGAGCCCGAGGCAAUUAUUUUACAGUUUUUACAAGUACUAUCAGAAACAAAGGAGACAUGUAUAACAGACCGACCUUGUCUACCAAAACCAAAAUUUAAUAAAACUUUCAUCGCCAAUUUAGGUAAAAUUAACACAUACAUUCCUAAUUUAUUAGAUACACAUAACACCUUACGAGAACUAAAUAACAUAAUUUAUGCAACGGCAAAGACACUCAUUAUUGCCAAUGGGCAAAAGCCAUUCACACCUCGCACUACAAUAAAACCCAGAAGUGAUCCCCCUUGGAAAAGAAGAAUAAAGAAUAAACUUGAGGACAUUAGAAAAGAACUAGGUAGAUUGGUGGAAAUUAAGAAAGGAGUCAAUAGCAGAAGACUGAUAAAAAUUAAAGAUAAACUUUAUGAAAAGUACAAGAUAUUCAGUGAUAUGGACCAUGACAAGACAGUUGAAGUUUUAAGCCAGAGAGUCAAAGCGUUGGCAGGUAGGAUAAAGAGGUAUGAAGAUAUUAAUAAGAGAAAGGAACAAAACAAACAAUUUCGCGAAAACCAACAUGCAUUUUACAGAUCACUUAGUGCAAAUAAAAAAAGUCCGACAGAAAUUCCAACAAAAGAAAACAUACAACAAUUUUGGAGUUCCAUCUUAUCACAACCUAUACCAUACAAUAAACAGGCAGAAUGGAUAGCAGACAUACAGAAUGAAACAGAUGAUAUACAUAAGCAUAACUUUCAAGAGAUAACUGUAGAAAGAGUAAAAACCGCAAUAAGAAAAACACAUAAUUGGAAAACGCCUGGACUCGAUAAAAUACAGAACUAUUACUUAAAAUACCUCACUAACAUACACCUACACAUUACUCACUUAUACAACAAACUAUUAGAUGGAAGAGAGACGCUGGAAGAAUGGUUCACCACUGGACAAGUUAUUUUAAUUCCAAAGAAUGAUAACACACAAUAUCCACAGAACUGGAGACCAAUAGCCUGCCUGCCAACCAUGUAUAAACUCCUCACCUCUAUAAUUGCAAACGAACUAUACGAACACUGCGAAACUAAUGAUAUAUUAGCUCCAGAACAAAGAGGAUGUAGACGUCGCGCUCGGGGCUGUAAGGAUCAUCUCAUGAUUAAUAAAGCAAUCCUGGAAGACGCCCAUCAGUGUCAGAAAAAUCUUAGUAUGGGCUGGGUUGAUUAUCGAAAGGCCUUUGAUAGUAUUUCCCAUGACUGGCUACUUAAAGUUCUUGAAUUGUAUAAAUGUUCACCUACUAUCAUUGACUUUCUAAAAAAGGUUAUGCCCUCAUGGAAGGUGAUCAUGGCGGCCCGUGGCGUGAAUGCCUCUGUGACAACAGACCUAAUAGCUGUCCGCCGUGGUAUCUUCCAAGGCGAUUCGCUGUCACCACUACUGUUUUGCUUAGGUAUAAAUCCCUUAUCAUUCCUUCUGCAUAAAUACAUACAAAAAGGGUACAAACUUAAAAACAAUACAGCUAUUAACCAUUUAUUAUACAUGGAUGAUUUAAAGUUAUAUGCCAACAAUAAGAACAGCCUCAAAGUUUUACUUGAUAGCACAGAGAUUUUUACUAGAGACAUAGGAAUGGAAUUUGGCUUAAAUAAAUGCAAUGUGCUUCAUUUAACAUCUGGAAGGAGAGCUGAGCACCAGAGCGAAGGUCACAUACUGUUGAGUGGCUUAAACUUCGAACAUUUGAAGGAAGACGAAAGUUAUAAAUACUUAGGUAUAGAUGAAGCAGGCAAAAUAGAUCAUAAAAGAAUUCAGGAUCAGGUGAAAAGAGAGUACUUCAAAAGAGUAAAAUGCAUUACUAACACACAACUUAGCGCGAGAAACCUCAUAACGGCCAUCAACACUUAUGCCACACCAGUUCUUUUAUACACGUUUGGAAUAAUAAACUACAAAAAUAGUGACUUAAACAAAAUAGAUAUAAAGACAAGGAAGAUACUCACUUUGAAUAAAGCCCAACAACAAAAAGCGGAUAUCGAAAGACUCUAUUUACCCAUAGAAGAAGGAGGCAGAGGACUUAUAAAUAUAGAAAUGUUACACAAAACUCAGAUUAUUAAAUUUAGGCAAUAUUUAAACAAUGAACAGGACCAAAUCAUAAAAGCAAUAGUUAAACACGAUAAACAUAGAGAUAAACAUUCAAUACACAAAGAUGGUAAAAAUAAUGCAGUAAGAAUAGAAUUAACAGAAAACAGAAACUACACCGAUACUGAAAUUAAGAAAGCAGUAAUAAAGACUGGCAUCAGUAAAUGGAAAGAGAAACCGCUACAUGGACAAUUCCGUAGGUCCGUUAUAGAGAAGGGUAAUAUAGAUCGAGAGUAUUCGUUCCGCUGGCUUAAGAAACAAAUCGUGUCCCCCACGUUAGAAUCUUCGGUAUUCGCUAUACAAGAUCAGGCAGUAAUUACGAGACAAAUAGAAAGAGAUAUUCUAAAGAAAUCUGUCGAUGGUAAGUGUCGCCUAUGCCUAGCAAAAGACGAGUCCAUAGAGCAUAUAAUCUCGGGAUGUGAAAAACUGGCCGGCACUUACUAUGUGAACAGACAUAACAACAUAGUAAAGUAUAUUUGGUGGGCAAUAGGAAGAAAACACAAUUUUGAAUUAGACUCGCUAUGGUGGAAGGUGAAUUUGACUCAACCUCAGAUAAAAGAAAACAGCUCCGCGAGGCUAAUGUGGGAGAUACCAGUGCAGACGGACGUUACAAUAAAGCACAAUAGACCAGACAUAAUAUACAUAGACAAGACAGAAAAUAAAACCUACUUAAUAGAUAUAACUGUACCAUCUGACUACAAUAUAGGACCAAAAGAACUGGAAAAACUUAGUAAAUAUCACCCCUUAAAAGUAGAACUAACACGACUCUGGAAUACACACACAGAAACCAUCCCCAUAGUAAUAGGCGCAACGGGCGUGGUGGCAAAAAGUAUACAUAGAUACAUAGACAAACUGGAGGCAAAUAUAAACAUACACAUAAUACAAAAACAAGCAGCCAUACACACAUGCACAAUAAUAAGUAAAGUUUUGGGUAAUACAGUUUUCAUAAAUUCAAGGGAGUCCGAACCUCCUCUUCCCUGA
Messenger RNA from Bombyx mori (domestic silkworm), 3840 nucleotides. RefSeq lists its product as uncharacterized. The transcript has a single exon. The record is from RefSeq and is a predicted model, not a curated record. The coding region runs from base 1 to 3840 and encodes 1279 amino acids. Lineage: Eukaryota; Metazoa; Arthropoda; Insecta; Lepidoptera; Bombycidae.